This is a messenger RNA of Cucumis melo (muskmelon), 573 nucleotides long. RefSeq lists its product as uncharacterized. The transcript is spliced from 2 exons. The record is from RefSeq and is a predicted model, not a curated record. NCBI's taxonomy places the organism in Eukaryota, Viridiplantae, Streptophyta, Magnoliopsida, Cucurbitales, Cucurbitaceae. The coding region runs from base 51 to 239 and encodes 62 amino acids.
UUCUUAAGGAAUAGCGAUGUUUAGCGGCGAAGUGCAACUAUUGAGGAAAGAUGGGACUGUGGCUGAACCCUCUCCCUCGCGGUCAGCUAAGAACUAGCGCCUGCUUCUUCAUCGUCGGAGUUUCCCUCUUCGCCGCCGGAGCUCACCUCUCUUACCUCAACAUCGGCCCUCAGCAAGCUCGAACCAAAGCUCGUGAUGAUUUUGUCAGGGAGCGUUUGAGGAAGCGUCACGACGGUUAAUGUGCAUCUACUUGUUUCCGGAUGUAUUUAGUUGACUCUGAGGCCUCUCGGAAAGAGGAGAUGCAAAGCAACCAUUGGAGAGACAUCUUGGAACGGAGCCUUAUAUGCCUCAAUUACCUCUUCAUUUCUUUUUGUCACCUUUUAGGAUUUUCUUUUAGGAUCAAGAAUACAAUCGUAUGUGAAUUGAGUUGUUCUCGUGUAUAGUUUUGCAAACUCUUUUGUAUUACUUAACUUCAAUUAUUGAAUAUCUUUUCUUUUUGUUGAGAUAUUUAGUUUGUACCUAACUACCAUUAUUUGAUCAGUUCAAUAAGAAAACUAGCUUAAGCUAGCUCAA